GACGACAAGAGAGAACGAAGAGAACGGAAAGAAGGGACGACCUGCUCGUUAACUCUGCGGGCAGCUUUGAAAUCGCGCGGACAGGUCAGGUGUAUCUCGCUCGAAGCAACGCACCUGUCCGAGAGAGCAAAGACGACGACGACGACGACGACGACGACGACGACGACGACGCGUAGAAACGCCAGCUUGCCGUUCCUUCAUGGGCCAAGGUACCAACUCCCUGGAGCCGCGAUUCUACCGAGCUCGAUAUACAUACAAUACGGUGCAAUGCGGUAUACCGGAUCAACCGUGUUACUUGAACGCGUAACCGCUUCUCUUUCUCUCGUAUCGAUCUUUCGUAUUCUUUCCUCGGGAGUUCAUAAUCGAGCAACGAAGCUAACCUUGGACGUUCAUUAUGGAUUCGAUCGAGCUGUUUGCGUUCAAAGCUAUGUUAAAAUUUAUCAUUCAAAUUUCUGCUGGGCGACAUUAUUGCUGAGAUAUUCUGGAAAAGAGCAAGGAGAACUCUUUUGGGAACGAAAAAGGGAGUAGUACCAAGAGGGCACCAGGAGGAUACCGGGAGGGCACAACCAGCUUGACUUUCAAUUUUUGGAUCUACACGAUUUGGGUGAUAGCGAUAAAAAUCAGUUGAUGGCAAUUUUAAAAUCUAGUAAUGUUACGGACGCAUUAAAGCUACCAUGGGAUACUCUGGAGAAUAAUCACGAGGGAAAUUCGACUGUAACAGAAAUGUCGGAAUUACAAAAUCAUUGGUAUCAAAACGCAGGAGGAACCGAGGAAGAAGGUUUCUUAAAGUGCGCUAAUCCUACAAACGUUGCCGCCUCCUCGAUGGUCAUGUCGGCAAUACCACAAACGCAUCAUCCCUAUAACCAACAAAUAAUAACAACUAUGUGCAGCGAUUGGCAACCCAUGUAUAACGUUCCUACCGACGCCCAUAUACAAUCGUAUAUACCAGGAUUAGCCUAUUCUCAUCCAAUAUUUCCAAAUACGGGAAAUGAAAUUCAUGACGUUUCGUACGGGAGAGAAAACGGACGACGUAGCCGAGGCAGAGGUAUAAGAAGAGACAAUUUUAGCCGAGGUAUCAAUCAGACUACUGAAAUCCAUUCGGGAUAUAUCGGGGAACAGAGUCAAUUUCAUCCGCCGAUACCCGUUAUGUACUUUUUGUCCGAUCACGCCGUAUCCCCGCAACAGCAUCAAGUUGCCGGACCAAUUUUUUAUCCUCCCAUAUAUUCCUCCCCAACCAUGCAUCCACAUACGAAUACGCACCCACAUGCUCAUCCUACUUAUCAAUCGCAUCAUCACUCGUCCAAUAACAUCAGAUAUGGGAGACAAUCGCAAUCGGUUAUUACGCAGCAAAGUCAAGAGUGCCUGAAAGCAACAACGACGAGCGCUGCCAAAACCCAAGAUAAACGUCCACAAAAUGUAUAUUCGACUGUGAAGCCAUCGUCUUCUUAUCAUCAAUUGUCAAACGAGGAAGAUAGUAAUUCCCCUCAGACGAACAUCGUGACGACAGUUAUUGUAAAUAACAGUAAUCGAGAGUCUCGCAUCGAUAAUGACGACGACGAGGGUGGUGGUACUACUGCCGUUAAAAAGAGCGCGAAUAACAACGCCAAAGUGUCGCCGGUUAAUGUCAAAAUAGAACACAAUAUCGUUUCGACCGUCAACGAAGCUUGCAACGGUACGGAGAAAAGUGAUCUGCCAUGUGUAAAUAUUAAUAGCAGCAUCGAGGUUAAGCAAAAUGGCGAAAGCGAGAAGGAAUAUAAAAAUGAAACUGUUUCUAGUAUUAAGACAACCGUUGUUAAGACAUUGUCGACGUCUACGUCGAAGUCGGGUGAAAGUGAAGUACAAAUUGAAGAAAAUGACCCAUCGAAAGGAGCCUCUCUAACUGAUGAGCCUCUUGUAAAACCUAAUAAUACUGUAAUACCUGCUGUUGUCUCUACCGUUGGAAGUUCCUCCUUGGCUUCUAUUACGCCGAAUAUGUCUUGGGCGAAUGUUUUAAAGAAAGGCAGUUCAGAAUUACAAAGUAAUAAUAGUUCGGGUUACAAGCCAAUGGCACGAAUUAAUCCAUUACCAGUUACGCCGGUUAACGAACAACAGAGCGGCGCAACGACGAAAACGUUGCCAUUGCAGCAAACGAUCGUACAAAGGGAACAACAACGUAUUGCAGGUCCAUCGCUCGAAAACGAAACUCUUUCUUCUAGUGCGCACAAUAUGUCGAGCGAUUCUACGAAACACCAAACAGAAUUGACGAUCCUAAACAAAUACGACGAUCCUACUGUUUUUAGAAUGGGCGAAUUCUUAUUAAACUAUCAGAUGGACAAGCAAACGGUAAGCUUGUUACCGCGUGGCUUAACGAAUCGUAACAAUUAUUGUUACAUCAAUAGCAUAUUACAAGCUUUACUAGCGUGUCCACCCUUUUACAAUCUUCUUAUGGCCUUGCCAACGACCCAUUCCAAAGGCAAUUGCAAAUAUUCAUCCACCCCCCUCAUAGAUAACAUGAUAAAAUUUGUUCACGAAUUUACGCCUCUGUCGGACAGCGCAAGAUCAGCUAGAAAAGAUAGGGUACACAAAAGAGGGGACAAUUCUAUUGUAGAUAUACAAAGUGGUAUGGCAUUUGAACCAUCUUACGUGUACACUAUGCUGAAAAAUACUUCCGCUGCCGGAGUAUUUUCCGUAGAAGGCCGACAGGAAGAUGCGGAAGAAUUUCUCUCGUGCCUUCUAAAUGGUAUCAACGAUGAAAUGUUGGAGCUUAUUAAAUUAGUAAAUAAUGAACCAAACCCAGCUGCUGCAGCGGAGACUAACAUUAAUUACAAUCAUGCGGAGGAAGAGUGGAAAGUAAUGGGACCAAAGAACAAGGGAUCCAUCACACGAUGUACCGAAUUUGGUCGAACACCCUUGUCUGAUAUUUUUCGCGGCCAAUUAAGGUCUAGAGUGUCUCGGAUGGGAGAACAGCCGACCGACAAUGUGCAGCCUUUCUUCACGUUGCAAUUGGAUAUCGAAAAGGCGGAGACUGUGACAAGGGCGCUCGAAAUAUUGGUGGGAAAAGAUCAAUUGGAAGGGAUGACUUGUAGUAAAACGAAGCAACAAAUAGAAGCUUGGAAGCAAGUAACUUUGGAAGAAUUACCGGUUAUCCUUAUAUUACAUUUAAAGUGGUUCGAUUACAAGCUUAAUGGAUGUUCAAAGAUAUUUAAGAAGGUCGAAUUCCCCAUAGAUUUAAAAGUGGAUGCCAAAUUUUUGUCACCAAAUAUAUGGAAAAAAUUGAAUUCCAAACAAAAACAGUACAAAUUAUUUGCUGUUACUUACCACGUUGGGAAAGAAACAACAAAAGGCCAUUACGUUACCGAUGCCUUUCACGUAGGCUACGGAGGUUGGGUAAGAUACGAUGACAAUUCGUUACAAGGUAUUUCAGAGAAUGACGUAUUAAAUCCAGCUCCUCCUAGCGUACCCUAUUUACUAUAUUAUAGAAGAUGCGAUACCAUCGGGAAUAAUCAAUCAAACGCAGGUAGAACCCGUUGAAAUAUCACUAUCCAUUUGUAUAGAUAAAAGUCCUAAACAAAUAUAGUGUGUAUCACUUUUUACGAUUUCACGUUUAUUGUUGAUAUUUAUAUCCGAGUAAGCAGAACGUUUGUUAUAAAGUAUGGUAAAAUUGAA
This is a messenger RNA of Vespa crabro (European hornet), 3645 nucleotides long. It is a transcript of the gene Usp10, whose product is annotated as ubiquitin carboxyl-terminal hydrolase 10. Gene Ontology annotation, molecular function: cysteine-type endopeptidase activity; cysteine-type deubiquitinase activity. Bases 628 to 3510 code for a protein of 960 amino acids. The transcript is spliced from 11 exons. NCBI's taxonomy places the organism in Eukaryota, Metazoa, Arthropoda, Insecta, Hymenoptera, Vespidae. Gene Ontology annotation, cellular component: cytosol; nucleus. The record is from RefSeq and is a predicted model, not a curated record. Gene Ontology annotation, biological process: protein deubiquitination; DNA damage response, signal transduction by p53 class mediator; regulation of autophagy.